AUGAUCAAAAACUCUGAAAAACACCAAAAAAGGCCAGACCGAAAUUCUAUAAAUGAAGUCGUAUCAAAUCUUCAAGCACGAAUUGUGGCUUUACAAAAUCAAUAUUUGAACUUUGUUAGCUUCUGUGUAGAAAUGAUAAAAAAUCAUCGACUAAAUGUUGAUCAUACGCUUAGAUUAGAGCCAAAUACUCCCAGAAAUUUAUUUGACAUAUUAGCUAGAGAAGGCGAACUAUUAGAACAAAGUUUAAAAGCAGCAGGAAACAUGAAUACAAAAAUGUUUGAAGGAAAAGAGUUUCAAAAAGCCUUUGAACAAGCCCAAACUGAUGUUUUGAAGAUUUUGACUGAAGAUAUGCCAAAAUCAUAUCAAAAAGCUUACAUUCAUGGCAUUUUUAACUCUCUUGCUGAUAUUUGUAUAAGCCAAAAUAGAACAAGAAGUUUCGAUAGUGAUUUAAGACAAAAUUUAAAAGAGUCAGAAAAUAAAAUCAGCCAAUUAAUGGCGGAAUUAAGAGAAGUGAAAGAGGAAUCAAGAAAAAAAGAUAUUCAUGUUGAGCUAAUGCAAGAGGAAAUAGAAAAAUCAAAUCAAACUGUUAAAGUGUAUUGGAUGAGGGGAUUUACACAUAUUUUUACAUAAUUGCUUUUAAUUAUAGUAUAUUAUUCAUCAGAUAACUAUGCAUAUGUUUAAAUAAUGCAUAUCAGUGUAUCAGACAAAAAUUUCUGAGCUCUCAGCAAAAUUAAUGUCGAAAGAAGACGAAAUUAAAUUAUUGAUGGAAAACACUGAGAAAAGAGAAGAGGAAGAUUUUGGGAAAAGUUUAAAUAGAUUAAGAAAAUUUAGGAGUCCAGAUGGGCUGGAUUACAGAAAAACAUUUUCCGAUACUUAUGAAUUCCAGCAAGAUUCAAUUAAGAACAAUGAAGAUUUAAAAAGAGAAAAUUCUUUAUUGAAGGAGAGAUUGUUAAAAGUUACAAAAGAAAGAGAUAAAUAUAAGAAUUCAAAUAAAUCCAAGGAAUUUGAUGAUUAUAAAAUAUUUUAUGAAAAUCUAGCUGAAAAAUUAAGCGAGCUAUCAAUAGCUAUUGAUAAAUUUAUUGAAAAUUCCAGAUAUUUGUAUGAUCCAUCAGCCCAGGCACAAAUUACUUCAUUUUCGAAUGAAUAUUCUGAAAUAAUGAAAAAAAUUAUAGAAAUAAUUAGAAGUAAAACAAAACAUAAACCAAGGUCAAGCAGUCCAUCAAAAAAUAAAGAAAUACAAUUAAAAAUACCAAACUCUCAGCAAGGAUUCGAAAGUGAGUGCACUCCUACUAAAGAUUUUGGAGAUUUAGAAAAUGAGCACAAGCUAAUAGUAGAGCGUUUUAUGUUUGAAAUAAAGCAAUUAACUGAUAAAAACAAUAUAUUAACUCGAGAAAACGAAAAUUUGAAAAAUAAAAGAAAUGCCUCACAAUCAAAACAAAGAGAAGAAAAUUUAUUCACAGAAAGUCAAAACAGCUUUGACAAAAAUAGAGCUAAAAGGGACUUUAAGGCCAAAGAAAUGACAGUUUUAUUUGAAAAAGAAGAAGAAAUAAAAAGGCUAAAAGCAGUUAUACAAUAUUUUGAGUAUAAAAAUAAAAAACCAGAACUGAGAAUACAAAGUGAAGGAAAAAUAAAGAUAGACCAGCCUUAUAGGACACAGAAUGUUUUGGAGCACAUAAGAAAGCAGCUAAAUGAUAAAGAAAAAGAAAAUUUGAUUUUGCUGGAUGAUAUAGUGCGUGCCCCUUUAUAGAUUUUUAAGACCAAUGACUUUUUAAAAAAAAUUGAUUAAAAUUUUAAAAAAGCUAAAUUUAGAAAUUUCUCUUAUUUCAGUUUUAAAUUCGGAAUAUUUUAAAAUGUUAAAAGGAAUUGGUAUUAUUUCUCAGAAAUCAAUAAGGAGUCAGUCACUAUAUAAAUCAGGCGAGAGGACAAGUCAGAGAGCUCGAAGAAAUGCAGAAUUUCAAAGAAAAAUCAUUUGCAACAAUUAAAGAAAAUUAUGAAAAAAUGUUGAGUCUUAAUGAAAAUGCAGGAAAAGUAGCAUCUAAUUAUGCAACUACGAUGGCAGAUUUAACUGAUAAGCUAGAAAAUGAAAAGAAAAAUACUUUAGAGCUAAAACAAAUCAUAGAACUUGCAAAAGAAAAUAAAGAAAAGCUUGAGUCCUCUAUUAAAUUCUUGAAUGCAAAAUAUAACACAGAAAAAGAAUUUUACCAAAAAUCUUUGGACGAAGAUGAGAAAAAAAUAAAAGAACUCAGUGCAAUAAUUUUGGAAAUGAAAAACUUUGCAGAUUUAACUGAAAAAUACAGAGCCGAAAAUAUUUUUUAUGAAAAAUCUUUGAAAGAGAACGAAGCUAAAAUUUAUGAAAUGGAAGUUACUAUUGAAAAUUUUGAAAAAAAUAAAAAAGCAGCUGCUGAUGACCUUAAAAAAUUGCAAAUUAUUAAUAAUGGGUUGAUUUCUGAAGUUAAAUCGCUAAAUUUGAAAUACGAAUUUCUAAAAUUAAAAAAUGAAGAAUCCAUUAAAAAGAAUCAAGAAGCUCCAAAACCGCAAUCUUUAACAAUUGAAAAAAUAAAUACAAUUGAUAUAGGAGAAGAGAAAUAUUCCACUACAGAUCAAGCUACAAGCCUCUCAAGUAUUUUUAUAAAAGACAAUGAUUUUGAAGAAGCUCAUAUUAAAAAUUUAAUCAUUUCAUUUUUUGAUGAUUUUCAUGAGAAACUGAAAUUAAAAGCUUUUGUUGAGAAUAGUAUUUAUCAACAAUUAGCAAAAAUAGAAAAUCUUACUAUUAAACUGUUGAGCAUAAAAGAGAAAAUGAUUAAUAAAGACAAAAUUAUUUCAGAAUUUAAAGAAAAUAUACCCAUCUAAGAUUAAUAGAAUUUCUCAAAUGUUUAUAGUUAAAUAAUAGCACUUCUCAGUACACAAAUAAUGAGUUAUGUUUAAUAGGUAUAUUAAAAUCCUUGAAAACAAAUUGGAAAUAUCUCAACUUAGCUGCAUGAAAUUAGAAAAAGAGAAAAAUGAAUUGAACUCAGAAAUUGAUCAUCUUUCUCAUAUUUAUACCUCAAAAAUUAGAGAAAAUGAGGAUAUAAAUAAAAGUUUAGGAUCUUUAAGAAUUGAAAAUAAUACUAUGAAGUCGGAAUUAACCAAAAUAGCUGAAGAAAACAUAAAGUUUAAAGAUGAAAAUAAAAAUUUGCAAAUUCUUAAUGAAAAAUUAAAUUCUGAGAUUUCGAAACUAAAAGAAAAUAGCAUCGAAAUCAAUAAUCAGAGCCAGAAACUAGUUAGUUUCUAAAUUAGUAAGACUUAUCAGGAAGCUCGCUGUAAUUCUAUAAGGAUAUCUUCACCUAUAAUACUCUCCUACUCGCCGGUUCUUGCACGAUCUAAAAAGGUUGUUCCUGCUCAACGAGGGCCUGCACUCGCAUCCGGUAGUUGGGUGAAUUGCGUCACCCUACCGUGUGGCAACAAGGUUGUCCACUAUUAAAAAAUUCAAAAGGCAUUGUAGUAAAGCGUACUAUCGGCUAAACCCUGCAUUAUACUCCACUAGUUAAGAAGGUGAUUGGUUCACCAUAUCAUUAUAAUAUAUCAGCCAAAACUAGCAAAGGAGUUGAAAAACAGCGAAAUUAAUUUUAAAUUAAUUGAGCACGAAAAAGAAAACUGGAAACAAAAAUUCGAACAAAAAUCAACAGAAUAUGAAUGUUUAUUACAAACUUCAGAACAAGAAAAAGAGAAAAUGCUAGUUGAAUUAUCAAAUUUAAAGCAAUCACAUAUGGAUGAAAACUUGCAAUUAAAGAAAAAUAAUGAGGAUUUGAUAUUCGAAAACUCCAGACUGCAAAGUGAAAUUAAAAAGAUAGAUCAACAAUAUGAAGCAUUAAAAUCUCACUCCAAUCAUGAAGAAAAUAAAGAAAAGCAUGACAAAAAGGAACAAGAAAUAAGAACCACAAUAAUCUCAAUUGAAGGGAAAAAUAAGCAAAUUGCCUCUCUUUUAGAAGAAAAUUCUAAACUUAAGUUAAAAAUCCAUUUCCUCAGUGAAGUCCCAGAUAAAGAGCUCAGAGAAAGACUUGCUGUAUUAACCAACCGUAAUCGUGAUCUUGAACAAAUAAUCCAAAAUCGCAGUGUAGAUGAAAACGCUACAGAAAUUAGAAAAAUGAAAGAAAUUUUUACCAAACAAAUAGAAAUUCUUACCAGAGACUGUGAGACUUCUCAAAAAUUGCUCCAAGAAGCCAAUAAAAGGACAGUCCAAGAGACUGCAGAACUGCACAAAAUUAUUGAAAAGUUAACAAAAGAGCUAGCAGUAAAACAAGUCCAAUUAACUCAUAAGGCCGCUGAUGGCUGCAAUAUUAUAGCUGUUUAUAAAAAAGUUAAACAUGAAAACCAAGUAUGAUUUUUAGCCAAAAUUGAGCAGCAAUCAGAACUCCUUUGGCUAAAACAGAAUGAAGUCGAUAAGAAAGAAGCAGAUUUUAUUGAUUAUUGCAAAGAUUAUGAGUUGCUUUAUGAAGAAUUGAUGUCGAAAUAUGAAAAUGCCUUAAAAGAAGUUGCAUUUUUGGAAAAAGAAUAUUUGAAAGCAAAAUUGUUGGUCGACAAAAUUGAAGAAAAUUUAGAAGAGCAAAACUGCAUUAAAGGGUUUUUGAAUAUAAAAAAAAUCGUAGAAGAUAAUAAAACCUCUGAAGAAAUCCCAGAGGUAUUGCCAACGCCUAGAAACUAUCAGCCUUCAGCUUUAACUAAUCGCUCUGAUCCUUCAAAUACUCUUGAACAAGUGAUAAAUCAAUUGAAAUCACCACGGAUUGUUGUAGACGAAACUGAUAUCAUUUCUUUACAGCAAGAGUUUUCUAAUGUUGUAGGUGACGAAAGCAUUUUUAAUGCCUCCAGCAAAUCUUCGUCCUUAAUUUCAGAUAACUCAUUGUCAGAAGAUCUCCAGAAAAUAAUCCAAGAGAAAAAUGAAGAGCUUCUUGAUAAAGAAGAAAAAUUAUCCCCACUUGGCUUAUUGGAUCAGUAUAUUUAGAAUAUCAAAAGGGCAAUUUUUAUUAGAAAUAAAGAUUUUUUCUUUAAAAAGCCAUUAAUUUCAUUAUAACCCCAUAUAAAAGAUUACGAAGAACAAAUUCAAAAACUCAAGUCCCAGCUGAAAAAUUAA
This is a messenger RNA of Blepharisma stoltei, 5107 nucleotides long. The record is from the annotation of a GenBank genome assembly. Lineage: Eukaryota; Ciliophora; Heterotrichea; Heterotrichida; Blepharismidae.